This is a messenger RNA of Pygocentrus nattereri (red-bellied piranha), 3657 nucleotides long. Its product is annotated as tyrosine-protein kinase yes. Bases 331 to 1971 code for a protein of 546 amino acids. Gene Ontology annotation, biological process: innate immune response; cell surface receptor protein tyrosine kinase signaling pathway; cell differentiation. Lineage: Eukaryota; Metazoa; Chordata; Actinopteri; Characiformes; Serrasalmidae. The record is from RefSeq and is a predicted model, not a curated record. Gene Ontology annotation, molecular function: ATP binding; signaling receptor binding; non-membrane spanning protein tyrosine kinase activity. The transcript has 12 exons. Gene Ontology annotation, cellular component: extrinsic component of cytoplasmic side of plasma membrane.
CUAAAGCAGUGCCUGCCUCUUCUGCCAGCCUGCCUCUGUCAUGUGGGCAUGUCAGCCGCUCGUCGGGGGGAAAGUGUGAGCGCGUGUGUGUUCAGGCAGAAUCCGCGGAGAUUUAACAGCUCCGUCCAGCUGCGCGCUUAACUCAACAUCCAUCCGCCAUGUUGUUAAGGGGGCUGAGGACUCCACACACACUCGGCGGAGUGGAGGGAGAGAGAGGUCGGCGGCCGCGCUGAGAGCAGCUGAACACCCGCUCUGAAAUGAGCUUGGAGGAGAGUCUGCAGUGAAGGGCGAGGGCAGGAGCAGAGUCGGCACUUCUCACAGGUUUUUGCUAUGGGCUGUGUACAGAGUAAGCAGGAUAAAGCUGCCCCACAGAAGACUGAGAGUUCCUCCACUGCAGCCCAGUCUGCUGCUGACACACACAGACAUUAUGGACCUGAACCUACGCACACACCCCAAAACCAGGCCCCACACACCACUACACACAGCACUUCACACACCGUCACUCACACCAGCACACUUGUGCCUUUCGGGGGUACAGCAGACAUAACACCUUUUGGAGGCAGUUCAUACAAUCCAGCUGGAAGCAGCACAUUUCCUGGCAGUGUAACAGGUGGAGUCACUUUUUUCGUUGCACUCUAUGAUUAUGAAGCCAGAACAACGGACGACUUGUCAUUUAAAAAAGGAGAGCGCUUUCAGAUCAUCAAUAACACUGAGGGGGAUUGGUGGGAGGCAUGUUCUUUAAGCUCAGGUCUACAGGGCUACAUCCCCAGCAACUACGUGGCUCCAGCUGACUCCAUUCAGGCUGAAGAGUGGUACUUUGGUAAGAUGGGGCGUAAAGAUGCAGAAAGACUUCUUCUCCAGCCCGGGAUCCAGAGGGGCACCUUUCUAAUGAGGGAGAGCGAGACCACUAAAGGUGCAUUCUCUUUAUCUAUUCGGGACUGGGAGGAGGAUAAGGGAGAGAAUGUGAAACACUAUAAAGUCCGAACGCUGGACAAUGGAGGAUAUUACAUCACUACACGCGCUCAGUUCAGCACACUCCAAAGCCUUAUCAAACACUACACAGCCCAUGCAGACGGUCUGUGUCACAGGUUGACAGGAGUGUGUCCAACGGUGCGGCCACACACACAGGGUUUGGCUAAGGAUGCAUGGGAGAUAUCCAGAGACUCGCUCUCUCUGGAGGUUAAACUGGGCCAGGGCUGCUUUGGAGAAGUCUGGAUGGGCACCUGGAAGGGCAGCACUAAAGUAGCAGUGAAGACACUGAAGCCUGGCACCAUGUCUCCAGAAGCUUUUCUCCAGGAAGCUCAAAUCAUGAAGAAACUUCGACAUGACAAACUGGUGCAGCUCUAUGCUGUAGUGUCCCAGGAACCCAUUUACAUAGUGACAGAGUACAUGAGCAAAGGCAGUCUUCUGGAUUUUGUCAAAGAAGGGGAAGGGAAACUCUUAAAGCUUCCGCAGCUAGUGGACAUGGCAGCACAGACCUCUGAUGGCAUGGCAUUUAUCGAGAGGAUGAACUAUAUCCACAGAGACCUGCGUGCUGCCAAUAUUCUGGUCACUGACAACAUGGUGUGUAAGAUCGCUGACUUCGGCUUGGCCAGACUCAUCGAGGACAAUGAGUAUACAGCCAGACAGGGUGCUAAGUUCCCUAUUAAAUGGACAGCUCCUGAGGCUGCUCUCUAUGGCAGAUUCAGCAUUAAAUCUGAUGUGUGGUCUUUUGGUAUUCUGCUCACUGAACUUGUCACCAAGGGAAGAGUCCCUUACCCAGGUAUGGUGAAUAGAGAGGUGUUGGAGCAGGUGGAGCGUGGGUAUCGUAUGCCGUGUCCUCCAGCCUGUCCAGCUUCUCUUCAUGAGCUGAUGCUGCAGUGUUGGAGGAGAGAGCCGGACGAGAGGCCCACGUUCGACUACAUAAAGGGCUUUUUAGAGGACUACUUUACCGCAACAGAGCCACAAUACCAGCCUGAAGAAGAGCUCUAAAACACACGCACAAGCUCUUAUUUCCUAACUGUUGCAACUGCAGCACGAAGUCGGUUACCAAAAACAACAAUUUCAGUGCAUUUCCUUGUACUUACCUAGGAAAAGAAAAUGUGUUACUUUGAAACUCACUUAUAAUAGAAGCCAUUGGGCAGUUGCUAAAUCCAUCAGUAAGCGUUUAUGCAAAAUGUAUUUAUCUUUUAUGCUUUUUUCACUUGAAGAUGACAAUAAAUGAAGGUGUAAAUCUGUAUAAUUUGUUCGUUCAGAGACGGGACUAGUUUGUAGUAAUACAUAACCAGAGUAGUGUUGGAGGUGGAGUUUUCAGUCCUGACGGACUGCGUAUGGGUACCAGAAGCGAAAGUAACCGAUCUCGUUUUUUGCUAUGUUGCUUCAGUGUUCUAAAAUUCAAUAAAACGUCAGGACAACUGCUCUGGUAAGACAUUUAUCAUGUAAUGGCAGUAGUUUUGAAUUGAUGUAAUAUAGGCACAUUUCAAAAGUUUGCUCAUGGAAUUCAGCAACAUCCAAAUAACUUAUGUUAGAAAUGAGUUCACCCAGUGGGUUUCCAGUGUUUUUUCUAAGAACAAGGAAAUGUGCUGUAAAUAUUGGUCAUGAUAACUGACUGUACAGUCAAGGUCCAGCAGAUACAAAUAAAGUUAAAAUAUGCUGGAAUGGAAUGGAUAUAGAACAAUACUCAAGCACAUCAACAACUCUAGCCAAGAAAAAAGCAUCUAUUGGAAUCAUUUAUAACUGCUGCAUCAUGAAGCCAUUCAGAAUGAUCGUUGUUUGACCGGUGCCAGAGAAAGACGGUGGGUCAUCCCUAACAUGCACAUUUUAAGCAUUGUCACUGAUAUUUAAACAGAAUCAGUGGACUGGUUUAAUUCCUCUCUGUAGAAAAGCGAAUGACUGUUUUUACAUGAGAAUACAAAUGACUGUUUGGCACAUUUCUUAGUAGAAUUUUUUCCUCUGCAGGCACAGUGCUGGUCACUCCAUCUGCUGGGGGAUUUUUGUAUAUCCUGUACUAAUCAUUGCUACAGAGUUAAUGCUUUUCAGCUUCAGUGUUGCUAACGGAACUGAACAAUACUUACAGUUUCUUUUUGUUUAUUGGUUUCGUUAAAGGCUGAAGGCCCUACACAGUUAUUUUAGCCCUUUACCUUAGCACUAGCUGUCUUGUAAAUUCUCUAAUAAGCUUUGGUUUUACCCUGCAAGACCCUUAAUGCCUAUGUCCCUGUCUUUCUCCUGGUUGUUGUCUCAUGUCACUAUGAGUGACAGUUUUAAAUCCAAGUAUUCAGAAUGUGCCACCUGCAAAAAUAAUUAAAUAAAUAAAUAAAUGACUGUCAAGAAGAGGUAGUCAGCACAAACAAUGGUGUGGACUUUUCUGUUAGUGAGACUAAUCCCACAUAGACCUAUAAAAAAAUUGCUGAAGAACCAGAAAGUGUUCUAAGGAAGAAAAAAUUGGCCGAAACAUUCUGAGGAAAAUACAUGACCAGAACACUUAGAACAAUUUCAUAAAUUAAAUACCACUGUAAAUAUCAGGUAAAUAGGGUAUAGGUUGGCUCUAUAUGUUUACAAGGAAAUCAUAAUUUGCUGAAUAGACUAUAGUAUAUAAAUGAAUUGAGACCCUGUAAACUGAAAUAAAAACUGAAUGUACAUCUUUAAAAUGUGUAUUUUAAAUAAAGGCCCUGUCGUGUA